AUGGAGCCCACGAACGCACGGAAGGCGUGUGACUGUGGACGGCGCAUGCGUACAAGGUUCAGUCAGCUAGGCAGACCGUGCUCAGAAGACAAAGCGGAGGAGGGGGGUAAGGGACACAAGGCACGCACACGACAUACCGGUACUGGUAUUGCAAAACUGAAACCAUCGCCGAGCGUCUCCGUGGGUGUAUGUCUGUCGCGCGCUUCGCCCACUACCGCGACAGGCAAGGAAGCGAAGAACCGUGCAGCGAUCACGGGACGACGAGCACGGCACAGCGGCAAAACCAAGGAAGCCAGGGACAUGAUGCAUGAUGCCCACGCACCUAAACAUAGCGCACAUACAAGGUCAAGUAUGCGCCAGACGAGAUCGGCGGGUAUCAGAGGGCGGCUUACCCUUUCUGGCGCUACGGGCGCUGAUCCUGCCCGGCAGCGCGGCCUCUUGAGUGAUCGCCGGCGUGAGAUGGCGUCCGCGUUUGAAGCUUUCGAACAUGGAAAAUCUUUUGAAAUGCACCCGUGGCGCAUCAUCACGCCCGAAGCAAAAAAACGUGUUCUCCUUCCCGAUCGGCCGCCGGUAGCCGAAUUUGGCAAGGCUGCCUCGAAUCCAGCCCGGAUUUUCAGGAGGCCUGCGUGCUUGCGGCGACCGCGAUGUUCGAGCUCUGCUCCGUCGGGUGCCCUGGUGCAAGACAAACUCCACAGCAACGUUCAAGAAAUGCAAGCCAAAAAUGAAGUGUACGGUCCGAAGCAGAUCUUAGGGGGCGUUGUGCGGCGCCUUCCAUUGGCCAUGCAAGGGCUGGUGGCUGCGCUCCGCGUCAAGGAAGAGCCUUGGUGCUGGGAAGGAGGCGGGGCGGCGUGGCCUUGCCGACCCUUUGUCGGUUCGUCGCCCAUCAAACGUCUGCAUUUCAUUCCGUCUAAUAAUUAUGCGCGCCCCCCGCGUUUCGUUCGCUCGUUCCCCGCGCCUCGUCGCUUCGGCGCCUCUUCCGCACCACCCUCUUUGGUCCCCCUCCGCUCCGCGUUAAGGCAUUCUUUCUCGGCGGCGGCGGCGACCCAUUUUCGGGGCACCCAUUACGACGCCAAACGCCGCCUUUUCAGACAGCUGUCGAACGUGUUGCUGCCGAUUGUCGGACUGGAUCGCUGUUUUGGAUGCUGGUUCUUGUUCGAAGCGGAGAGAGUUCAUAAGAAGCGGGUCUGCCGAUCGUAUGCAUUCAUGGGGCAGGGUGCUCGGCGUAGCUCCCCGUGGUUAGCGCGCAUCCUGCCCAACUUGAAGGAUCCAAAACCCCAAGAUGAUUCAUACGUACAAGUUAACGUUAAUGAGGGUUCCGUGGAGACCGGCAUUGACAAAGUCGCGGGCUGUUGUGUCAGUGAGGAUCAUGUCAUCAAGGGGGCAGCCGAGCCAAAUUUACAUCUCGGAUUUCCUUUUUGUGAUAAACACAAAUUCCGAAAGGAAGAGAACCUUCCUGAUUUAGAGGAUCGCCGGUCAUCCGGGCCUCCGCGGCACACGCAGGCGCUCGAGAAAUCGUCGCGGAAGAACUACCCGCUGUAA
Messenger RNA from Coniophora puteana RWD-64-598 SS2, 1539 nucleotides. RefSeq lists its product as uncharacterized. Bases 1 to 1539 code for a protein of 512 amino acids. The transcript is spliced from 8 exons. The record is from RefSeq and is a predicted model, not a curated record. Lineage: Eukaryota; Fungi; Basidiomycota; Agaricomycetes; Boletales; Coniophoraceae.